Molecule: messenger RNA, 4923 nt
Organism: Coregonus clupeaformis (lake whitefish)
Lineage: Eukaryota; Metazoa; Chordata; Actinopteri; Salmoniformes; Salmonidae
Product: cadherin-17-like
Exons: 11
Coding region: 109-1761 (550 amino acids)
Biological process (GO): cell morphogenesis; adherens junction organization; homophilic cell-cell adhesion
Cellular component (GO): plasma membrane; adherens junction; catenin complex
Molecular function (GO): calcium ion binding; cadherin binding
Source: RefSeq, a predicted model, not a curated record
UGUUCAGUUUAUGACCUGUUCGGUGCCUUCCCUGCUUCCCUGUGCUGUGUCUAGGUGAAGUGGAGUGGGGGUCUGGUAGAGUACAGCCUGGAGGGGGAAUUCCCAGAGAUGCUGUUCACUGUCAGCAGAGAGGGAGUCAUCUCUCUCAACGCCCCACUAGACAGAGAGACUCAGGACCAGUUCCAGAUCAGCAUUGUGGUGGAGCGUCCGGACGGCAGGGAGAUCGCCAAGCCUGUGGAGCUGAGGGUGAUGGUGGGCGAUGCCAACGACAACAGGCCCACGUUCCCUACUACACAGUACCACACCGUGGUCAAGGAGCUCGCCCCACGGGGGACGGAAAUCCUCACAGUUCAAGCAGCCGACAACGAUGAUCCCAAAACAGAUAACGUGAGGAUCUUCUACCGGCUGGUUGGCCAGAUCCCAGAGAGCCCUCGUGCCUUGUUCCGGGUGGACCGUGAUUCUGGGGUCAUCUCAGUGCAGGCAGACAACCUAGAGGGAGCCGCCCCACAGUACACACUGACCAUCACUGCUGAGGACGCUAAAGGGUUAAACAGCUCCUGUACUGUGGUUGUGACAGUGCAGGACGAGAACAACAACGCACCCGUCUUCACUCAACACGAGUACGGCCCCUUCCACCUGGCAGAGGAUGCUCCUUUGGGAGCCACGGUAACAGUGGUGUCGGCGUGGGAUGCUGAUGAGAGGGGAGGAGACAGCUGGCAGGUGAAUUACAGGCUGGAGUCUGGCAACGAGGAGGAGGUGUUCACGCUGGUCACAGACAAGCAGACCAAUGAGGUUUCAAUCAUCCUCUCCAAGGUGCUGGACUUCGAGCGGGAGAGCGAGUACAUCCUGGUCCUUAGUGCUCAAAACCCAGUGGCCCUGGUCCGAGGGAGGUAUGGCCCAGCGUCCACGGCAACCGUCUCCAUCUAUGUGGACGAUAUCAACGAGGGCCCCAUCCUGUCCCAGAGCCACUACGAGGUCACUGUCAGAGAGGGGGAGGAGCCAGGACGGGUUAUUGCCACUAUUCGUGGAUAUGACCCAGACUCACACCCAAUCAGAUACUCGCUCAGAGGAGACACAAAGAGGUAUUUCUCCAUUGGGAAGUACUCAGGUGAGCUGAAGACCGUCCAGGCCUUGGACAGAGAGGAAAACAGCACCUACACUAUGGAGGUCAUGGCUGAAGAUGGACGGAACUCUUCUCUGUCAGCCUCCACCCUGGUAACGGUACAUAUCCUGGAUGUGAAUGACAACAGUCCUGUGUUGGUGGGGGACUACUCCUGGAAGUACCUGUGUACACCUCGCUGGGAGGACCAGGCCUUGGUGCUGGCAUCCCGGGACAGUGAUGGUCCCCAGCACGGUGGCAGGCUCAACUUCUCCCUGCGCAGUGACGCCACUGUGCGCGGCAACUGGAAACUCACCCCCAUCAAUGACACCCAUACCAACCUGUCCCUGAACAUCCCGUACCUGUCUCCUGAGGUCUACACGGUCCCCUUCACCAUCUCUGACAGCAGCUCUCCUCCCAGGAGCACCUUCAUCAACCUGCCAGUGACGGUGUGCCCGUGCAAUGUGAGAGGAAACUGCAGGACCGCCGCUAAGCAGCUGCAAGGCAUGCCAACCAUCCAGUCCACCGUUGGCAUCCUUCUGGGAACCCUUGGGGUCAUAGGAAUCAUUCUAAUCGUUGUGUUUGUGAGGCUGUCCUACCAGAACCCCAAACCGCCGAGCAAAACCAACCAGGAGAGAGAGCCCCUGAGGAUCUCACUGUGAGGGUACUGCCUGCAUAUGUCUCUGACUGUGCCCUUAUGGACAGGGCCAUAACAGUAGAGCAAUGAUAUAGUGAGAAUGUUUAUUCAGUACUGUGCAUAGUAUUUACCUAGUGGGUAGUUCUUGGGUUGCGGUGGUAUUUGUGCAUUUGGGAAAAAAUGUACUUAACUUUCCUAGUUUUUUUUAUUUACAGUAAAUGUAUUUGGGUACAUCUUCCCAGUCUAAAUCAACUAAUGGCAGCUUCAUUACUUUAAAUCAUUUUCACCAUUAUGAUAACUUUGUACCACCAGUAGGAGUAGUAACACCAAUGACGAAAACACCUAUGAUACAUUUUAGGUAAACUAGGAUUUUCUGAAAUGGAGGCCACAUAUACUAAAAUCUAAGUUCAUUAACCCUUUAAAAAUCACUUACUAAAGUGAUAUGAUUAAUAAUUCUGCUCACAAUGUAAUUUCCCUUCAUUUAAAUAGAGUAACCCCAAGUGACACUUUGGAUUUAGACACACCAAAGUAUCAAUGGAAUCCUCAAAUGUAUGAUAUACUAAAAGGGUAUGAUUAGCUUGUAAUUUUAUUUAAAAUAGACCACUACCCCGUUAACAGUUUGCCACUGGAGGGAAUGCUCAUUGGAGGGAUCCGCUAGCGCGUCGUUGAACACACCUUCCAAGUCGUUCAUUAUUUUGCAUAGAACGCAUGCCUCUCGUUGAUUAUCCCUUACGUAAUGAAUCAUUUUCGAGGCGGUAACACCAAUGACAUAAAACUGAGGGACACAUUAUAUUAGUUAAAAAAAUUUGUAUUUUAAUAGCCUACUUUGUUUUCAUAGAUCUAUACAGUAUGUUUAAUACUUUUGUUUACUUUCUAGAAUUCAAAAUAAUAGAUAUAUCUAAAUCCCCCAAAACAUGUCACAACAACCAGAGCCAUACAGUUUAUAUAGAGAGAGUUUGGCCAAUGUGAUUUCUGUCUGAACGUUCUGAGAGCGCCACUUUUUCCUCCAUAGCCAUUGCUAAGUGAUCAUCGACGCUUCCACAUUGUAAUGUUUAUUUCUGAUCAUUUUUAAAACCUAUGAAUAUGUCCAGUGAAAGCAGAUAUGCAAUUUGUUGACACUACAACACAGUAAAGACUUGGAUACACAUUAUCCUGAAUGCUAAUCAUUAAAAAAGUCUGUAAAAUGUACUGCUCUGUUUUACUUGUUUACAGCCCCCUCAUGAAAAAGUACUACUGAAUUACCACACAAAACCUACUGGCUUUACUACUUGAUUGCUAUUGAGAUGUGUAGUAAACCAGUAGUGAUUUAUGUAGUAAUUUAAGUAGUAAUGAGUGACAAAUUGGAACGUUUCACUACUGGUGAACACUAAAUAUUUCCUACUUAAAUCACUACAAUAAAUAUCCCUUAAUGACUACUGUGUAACUACUAAGCUUUUGGGUAUCUAGUACAUUACUGCUGCAUGCCUACUCAAUCCCUAUUGAAUUACUACUGCCAUCUGUGUGUGUAGUGUUGUGUCACUACUGAUCACUACUGAAUUGCUCCGGAUCCUUUUUCAUUUCCUACAUAAACCCUUUUGAAAACAUUUAUUACUGUUUGCCUAUUCAAAAUCACUAUUGAGAUCUUGUUUCACUACUAGACUAGUGCACAUGUUAUUUCCUCAAGUUUCUAACUGUAGUUAUAUCAUCAAACAAUUAUAUGUACAUUCUUUAUUUAUAUUACAUUAAUUACAUAUUAAAUUACACAUUUACACUUUUUUGUUAAUCCAUUUGAGGCCUUGUCUUCAUUCAGCUUUGACUUAACUAUCUUCAGAUCCUCUUUUUUGUUGCAGCCACAUUUCUCCACCACGUAACCUUUUAGAAAAUAAAGACAUUUGCAUACAAACACACAUACUGAUUAACUAGCAUGUUGAAAACAGAGGCUACAUAGCUACAUUUCAAUGUGGCUAGCAAACAGCUAGGCUAAACUCAAUACAUCUCUAUGACAACGGCUAACGGCUAAGACCGUUUUGGCUAGCAAUAUUUUUGAUGUAGUAAAAAGUUAUAUAAAUGGCUAAACAAUGGCAUGAAAGUUUUCAUAAAAUAUAAAAGAUGGUGCCAGCAUAAGGGCUAUGAAAGACAGGAUGACAAAGGAUUGAAGAUGAUUACAUUCAGGAUUGUCAAAAACAGUAGCUACGACUUCCUGUUUUGUCUUCUUUGGUGGUUGCGAAAAAGCGGUGUAGUCUGGCUGUAGUGUUGUGAUACUUAUUUACUACCAACAUCAAGUAGUAAAAACUCUAUUUGAUUACUACUGGAAACACUACUUUUUUCCUACUGAAUACUACAAAACUCUACUUGUGUGUCUUGAGUAGUGCAUAAACUACACAUUCACUACACACUCCCUACAAGUCUCUACAUAGUCACUACUGCACAAAUACGUUUUGUGUAGUAAUUGAGUAGUACUUUGUCAUGAGGGGCGGGUCAUUUCAUAGGGAAUUGUUGGAGACACUCUCGUAUUGUUACAUCACCAAAAUAUUGUGAAUAAAGGCGCUAACAAGUAUUUUGUUGGACGAUGUAUAUUAUGUAUAACAUGCGUAUCCCGUACAUACGACUAAUAAAACUUGAAACCAACAUGGUGUCCGUUCUAAAAACCUGGCUGAACUCUCUUAAUAUAUGACUCUGACUACAACUCUACUAGGUCACAACUGGGACAAGGCAAUUUGCUUACCCUAAAUACUUUAAACAAUGCAUAAACGUAAGGCAGUAUAAAUGUCUAGUAUUAUAUUUUAUCCUUGACUAAAACAUGUUUGAAAUGUAACUAUUUGUCAUUUUAAAGUGUUUUCCAUGGUUUUAAAUGCCACCGCAAUUCAAGAACCACCCUAGUAGUAGACUUUUGGCAUUGCUUACCUACGGCAUAUAUGACACAUUUUGUUGAGUUUUAGUUAUAGUAUCUGUCAUAUUUUGUGACACACACAAUACUUUCUCGCAAUUACAAUGUUAUCAUUGAUUAAGAUUGCGUCAUACUGCUAUGCAUAUAGGGAUGUUACAUUUACUUGUUAUUUAUUUAUUUUAGCAUGAAGCUAUUUUAGCUAUUUUAAAUAUUGAUAUGUAAUGAUUUGUAAGAAUCAGUAGGUUUUUCCUGUUUAAUGUUGAUUUUAAACCUUGUAAUUAAAAUGCAGGAUGACAAAUUGAAUCUAUUCUUCGCACCAUA